GUGGGGUCGGCGGUCGCUGAUUGCGAUGGAAAACCAUCCAGUUCAUUGCAUUUGAUUCAUCGCUAUAUAUGAUGCACACUUCCUUGAUUAGCUAUAUGUAUUCAUCGCUGUAUUUGAGGCAUACUGCCUUGAUUAGCAAUAAGCGUAUGAAAAUGGAUUCCUCUCUCAAAUUGGGAUGCUGCUCACUUUUUGUUUCCACUCCAUUGUUGAUCAUUCUUCUCAAUUCUUACUUCCUUUCGCUGAAGAGGAUCGAGGUUAGAGAUGGCGGCGACGGCUUAUGCAUCCCUUGUGUCGCUGCUGAAUACGAUGGAUCAGAUCCAGGCACAUCCUCGGCUUUCCCCCAAUUUCUACAGCUGCCAGCUUCAAUCUCUCGGCGAGAUUGUUGAUUUCCUGGUUGAUUUUGUGGUGAAUUAUUCAGAAAAGGCGGAAAUUGCGAUGGGGCGAAUUGGGGAUAUCGCUCAUGAGGCUGAACACAUGAUUGAAGUCGCAGCUGCUGACCUAAUUCGCGAUAGAUCUACACUCAAAAGUGUCGAGAAGAUGCUUGAGCAAAUGAUACAAGAGAUGAGCUCCAUCAAGGAAGAGAUGAUCAAGUUCAAAGAGGAAUCCGUGCUUCCAUCAUCAUCAUCAUCAGAUGCUCCUGCAAUUACGAUGCCUACACCACCACUACCACGAUCAUCAUCAUCAUCAUCUCUUCGUGCAGCGAAGAAUACCAUGCUUGGAUUUAACCACCAUGUGGAUCGUCUUCUGGAGGAGCUAAUCGGACACGAGUCUCGGAGUCGGAGAAUAAUCCCAAUUGUUGGGAUGGGAGGCGCUGGUAAGACCACUCUGGCCAAACAUGUCUAUGGACAUCCAUCUGUGGUUGAACUUUUUGAUUUCCGUGCUUGGAUUACUGUGUCUCAAGAACAUAAUGCAAUUCAUAUCCUUUCACAAGCUCUUUCUUGCUUAGGAGUAGCGGUGUCAAAGGAUAAAGCUGAUCAUGAACUAGGUCAUAAGCUGUAUCAAACUUUAUUUCGUCAGAAAUAUCUCAUUGUAUUGGAUGAUCUGUGGAGUCAUGUGGCUUGGGAAAGGGUGCAACAUUUCUUCCCAAACGAUGAUACUGGUAGCCGAAUUGUUGUGACAACCAGGCAACAACAAGUGUCUAAAUCCUUAGGCAAAUCAUUAGGCUUCUCUUCACUUGAUGUGGGUUUUCUUGAUUUCGAUAUUAGUUGGGACCUUUUCCAUGAAGUGACAUUUGCAGGACAACACUGCCCUCCUCAAUUGGAAGGAACCGCGAAGAAAAUUGUCGGAAAAUGCCGAGGACUUCCACUUGCAAUCUGUGUGAUUGGGGGACUUCUUCGAAAAUCAACGGGGACGCAAGAGUAUUGGGAGGAAAUUGCUAAAGACAAGAGCUUGGUUCUGGAAUAUUCAGGAUUUCGGUACAUCGCCAAUUCCUUCAUCAAUAGCACUAUGUUGGAGUCUGCAAACAUUGAAUACAGAGGUGGCAAAUACAGUUGUUUUACCAUCCGAGAUUUGGAACAUGCCUCAACUUAGGCAUAUUAUAGGCGGCUGCAUGCGUGUUUCUGAUCCUCCUCCCGGUGACAUCCUUGUUCUACACAACUUGCAGACACUCGUGGCAGUAGAGAAUCUCGUUAUGAGUGAGGAGGUGUGCAGCAGAAUACCCAACAUCAGAGUAUUGGGGGUGGUAUACAGGUCUUCUGGAGAGCAAGUUGAGCAAAGUUGGUCUUCGCAUCUGCAUAAUUUGGUCUGGUUAAGCAAGCUUGAAUCUUUAGAACUCAGUCACUUUGGAGAGCCAUAUGUAGGUGAUCCUUUUGAGAAGCUUCAACUGCCGAAUUCCCUAAAGGAGCUCACUUUAAUCAAUUGCAAUAUUGCAUGGAGUGGUAUGGGAAUGAUUGCUUCCUUGCCUCAUCUUGAAUUUCUUCAAUUGAAUGGGGAAGCGGUGGUAGGGCCUGAAUGGAAUUUUGAUGAGGAGAUAUUUCAUGGUUUGAAACGUCUAAUCAUUUGUCAUAAUCACAAUCUGGUUAAUUGGACUGCGGACUGUUCCAACUUUCCAUUGUUGGAGACGCUUUUGCUUUGGAAUGUACCGAAUCUAGAUGAGAUUCCUUUGGAAAUUGGAGAGAUACCCACACUUGAAAACAUAAUUGUUGUUGAGUGUUCGGAAUCAGUUAACAAGUCAGCAAGAAAGAUAAUAGAGGAACAAGAGGAUAUGGGAAAUCUAGCCCUUCGAGUUGUAUUUAGUUCCGGGAGUGACAAAUUAUGGUGGACCCACAAGUCAGCACUAGAGAGGAUAGAGGAAGAGGAUCAUGAAGAACAAAUCCGUACACUUACAUUUACUACCGGGGCAGAUUGUUCUGCGGUGAAACUAACCAUCAAGUUCAAAAUACCAUUACUACAAGAAGAUAUGCCUACUUUAUCAAUUGCAUAUUCCGACGAAAACUUGCUUUUAUGUGACAGAAAGCGAGCUAGGGGCUUUAAAGUCCACAUGGAAGACAAUAGGGAGGCGUUUCGUUAUGAGCCCUCAUCUCCAGGUGGAGGGAGUCUCUUUUUUCCAAAGAAUCGUAGUACUUUAUUUGGUGACGGAUGACUGCUCUUUUCUUCAGAUGCACAAAAUGGAGAGGGGCUUGAAGAAUUUGCUAAGGAGAAGACAGUGUGGUUCAUUCUAUUCUAAUGGUAGUAGCAUUGUGUUAUGUUAUGUUAUGUUAUGUGUGGCUAGAUAUUGAUUUUACUCUCUGCUUUGACUAAAUGCUGUGUGGCUAGUUAUUGAUUUUACUCUCUACUUGACUGAA
This is a messenger RNA of Salvia hispanica, 2783 nucleotides long. NCBI's taxonomy places the organism in Eukaryota, Viridiplantae, Streptophyta, Magnoliopsida, Lamiales, Lamiaceae. The record is from RefSeq and is a predicted model, not a curated record.